Verruconis gallopava is the source of this 297-nucleotide messenger RNA. RefSeq lists its product as uncharacterized. Lineage: Eukaryota; Fungi; Ascomycota; Dothideomycetes; Venturiales; Sympoventuriaceae. The transcript has a single exon. Gene Ontology annotation, cellular component: pericentric heterochromatin. The record is from RefSeq and is a predicted model, not a curated record. Gene Ontology annotation, molecular function: chromatin binding. Bases 1 to 297 code for a protein of 98 amino acids. Gene Ontology annotation, biological process: chromatin organization; negative regulation of transcription by RNA polymerase II.
AUGGAGCCUUACCAUCGCCGCAAAGGCGAACAGGACAUCCUACCACCGCCAGAACUGGAGGAUGAAGAUGAGUAUGAAGUGGAAGAAAUCCUCGAUGAACAGCGACGGCAAGGCGCCUUCUGGUACAAGGUGAGGUGGAAAGGCUGGCCAGAAGAGUAUGAUCAAUGGCUACCACAAGAGAAUCUCGAAAACGCACAAGAACUAUUACGACAGUUUAAGCAAAAAAGAGCACAGGCAAAUACAAACCGCAGACGACGCGGAGGCGAGCCACGCAAGAGGAGCACCCGCAUAAAAUAA